Messenger RNA from Phymastichus coffea, 2863 nucleotides. Its product is annotated as sulfhydryl oxidase 1-like. The transcript is spliced from 4 exons. NCBI's taxonomy places the organism in Eukaryota, Metazoa, Arthropoda, Insecta, Hymenoptera, Eulophidae. Gene Ontology annotation, cellular component: Golgi membrane. Gene Ontology annotation, molecular function: flavin-dependent sulfhydryl oxidase activity; protein disulfide isomerase activity. Gene Ontology annotation, biological process: protein folding. The coding region runs from base 209 to 1237 and encodes 342 amino acids. The record is from RefSeq and is a predicted model, not a curated record.
ACCAAAAUUUUUAUUUAUUCAGUUGAAUAAGUAAACCAUAUAACGAGCCCACCUCACCGGUAAUAAUAUUCACACAUGUGUAGAAAAGGUUUGUGUGCAGCGAUAGCAGCUAUUUAUUACUACCACACUAAUAAUACAUAAACGUCAUAAACAUUGCUUUUUGGAGUAAUCAGGUGGCGCAACAAACAUAUAUUUAGUCGCUAGAAUCAUGGAGAAGCAUCAACAGCAACUUUUUUGGAGUACAUGUAUAGGUUACCUAAUUUUCGGUCUUAUUUUCGUAAGCAGCGUAUCUGCCAAUGUUAUUGACCAGGAGAACGAGGACGACACUUCAGGACUUUAUAACGUGGUGCUAAAUAAAUUUGCUCCAGUAUGGAAAGCUUUGGCGAAGAACGUUCAUGGUUGGAGGAAAAUUGUUACAAUAGCUGCCAUUGAUUGUGCCAACGAUGACAAUAAUCAUAUAUGUAGGGAAUAUGAAAUAAUGAGAUUUCCCAAUCUUAAAUUCUUCCCAGUGAAUACAAAGACAGGCUUUUUAGGCCUUGAGGUACAACAAAACAAGGAUGAAGAGCUUAUAACGCAAACUUUAGUUGUUCAGCUUGAAAAAGAACAGCAAGAGCAGCGUGGAGGAUCAGACUGGCCUAAUUUAGCUCCAUACCGAAACAAUGACAUUGAUACAUUAUGGACUGGAAUUCCUGCAAAUAUUGAAUAUCAAUUUCUGAUUUUUGAUGAGCCCAAUUCACAUUUAGGAGCUGAAGUUAUAUUAGAUUUAUAUGAAUUGAAUAAUGUACGAAUUAGAAGGGUCACAUCAGAAAACAUUCUUCUCCUAGAUGCGAAUAAAGUGAAUACAUAUCUCAGUAUUUUAGCUAUCAAUAAGGAUCAGACACAAACUACUUUGAAACUUGAUAAAUUAACGCGAGAUGGACUUAGAGAAACAAUUUUGGAAUUUCUAAAAUCAAAAGAAAUAUCCACAGGUGUGAAGGAUAUUUCUGAUAAUGCUACCUACCAUAAACUAAUACACAGUCCUAAAAAAAUGAAACCUAUUAAAGUAGAAGAUAAGUUGUACCAGUUAGAUUUAGAAACUACACUUCGAUAUACUUUGAAUAAUGAAAUACCACUUUCAAAGCAUAUUGAAGGUGAAAAGCUAAUAGCGCUUCAAACCUACUUGAAAGUUUUAGCUCACUAUUUUCCUGCUUAUCUGCCAAAGAUGAAUACACAGUCCCAAAAAAAUGGAACCUAUUAAAGUAGAAGACAAGCUGACCCGGUUAAAUUACAACUACACUUAUUAUAACUACACUUAUUAACUACACUUAUUUAGCAACUACACUUCGAUAUACUUUGAAUUCAGAAAUACCACUUUCAAAGCGUUUUGAAGGUGAAAUCUAAAAGUGAAAUCUAAAAGUGCUUCUCCAGCGAUUAGACCUUCUAAUCUCAAUUAUUUUAAUUAACCCUAGUGAAAUAGAAAGUUAAAAAAAAGUUUCAAUCAGGUUUAAGUGUCUGAUUGCAAAUAGUAGUUAUAUUACACACUAUCACUACAAUUAUUAAUUUAAUAAUGUUUUUAAUUUUUACUGAAAAUAAGAAUAGUGAUGGGUAUUUAUUCAAAGUGGAUCCUUCCUCACAAUAGAGAAUGAAAUGAUGCAAUUCAUAAAUUGACUUUGUAUGUUAUAGAUAGUCAAAAAAGUGAUCUUGGAAAUUUUGUGUCAAAAGUUAGAUUUUUCUUACACCCUAGUUAUUAAUCUAAUGAUGUCAUUAAAUUAACAUCAUCUCCAUUUCAUUUGUCAAGACUGGGAUAGGGUGAAUUCCCCCUAAGAGUUUAACUGCAUUUUAAAAAUAAUCGUAAUAAACCAGUAGACAUUAUUCAUAAUUUUACUUUAGACCGUACAUACAGGAAUACUGACGAUCGGGUCGGAAACAGUUGUAGACAUUUGGUUAAUUACUACUAACAGAUUUGUACCAUUUGUAGAUGAUACAAUUAAUGAAAAUAAGAAUAAUAAUCUAAAUGUUCCUUUAUCUAUAAAAGAAAACAAAUAUGAGGAUGUUUCUGUAGUAGUUAAAGGGGAAAAACAAGAAAUGUACAGAAUAAAUAAAAUAUAUGGAUAAUUAUUAAUGAUAAGCUACUACUCAUGGGCAGUGCAAGUAUAAAAAAUAUCUAUCAAUCAUUUCUGUAUAUUUAUAAAUAACCAAAAUUGUUCUUAUAUUGUUUCUAACAGUACUAGCGAUUAGUUAUCGUAUCGAGUAUUUAAAAUCUUUAAUUUUGUAAAAUUUUUUUAUGACUUUUUACAAAAAUGUAUACAAAAUAAUACCAGUAAUAAUAAAAAAUAUAACAAAUAAUAUCAAAGCGAAAAAUUAUUUUCUACACAACGUAAGAUUUCUUUAGAUGCUAUUUUGGUAUAGUCAAGAAAGAUGAUAUUUAUACACAACCAUAGAUGUGGUUUAAAAAUGACGAUCAAUUCAUCAUCUUUCUCAAUGGUAUAAACAGUACAUCAACGAACGAGCGCACAGAGCGCUUUUUUCAUAGUUUUGCGAAAAUUUAGUAUCAACUGCUAAAAUAGUAACGCAUAUAAUAUCUUUAAUAAAUGACAAUUUAUGUAAGUGUUUUGUUGAUCGAAAUAUUAUCUAUUACGUUCCCAAUAAAGUGACAUAGAUUUUUUACUGCGUUUGUUGUAUAAUCUUACACUAUCAUAAUAUUAAAGCGAUAAGCUAAAGCAAAGAAAAUCUAUAAAAAGGCUAGAGUUAAAAAUUUUCCACAUUUUUCACAUUAUAACAGUAUAAAUUUAACUUUGCCUCAGCUACGAGUCCGUUAAUCAGUCUGGCGUAAUAUUCACGAUAGCCUACAGCCUAUAGAAGGGAAAAACGAAUGUGGAGGUGU